Rotaria sp. Silwood2 is the source of this 3538-nucleotide messenger RNA. NCBI's taxonomy places the organism in Eukaryota, Metazoa, Rotifera, Eurotatoria, Philodinida, Philodinidae. The record is from the annotation of a GenBank genome assembly.
UGAUUAAUUGAAUUCUUAUUUGAUAUCGAUUGUUGUUAAUAACAGUGAUCAACUUGUAUUAUUGACAUUAAUCAUAGUCAUUCUUUAUUAUUUAUUUUAAUUUUAUUUCCAAAAAUAAAGAUUAUCUUUAUCUUUGUUUUAUAAAAAUAAAGAUUUUCUUUAUCUUUAUUUUAUAAGUAUAAAGAUUUACUUUAUCUUUAUUUUUAAAGUAAGAAUAAUCUUUAUUCUUUAUAAAAUAAAGAUAAAGAUUGUCUUUACUUUAUUCUUUAUUAUAACGAAACAUAAAAAUAUGAUAACACCCCUAGUAUCGAUUAUCCAUGAUGAUCACGUCGAUUCAUCCAAAAAAGCUUUUUAUUUAUAUACCAUUAUUUAAUACGCCUCAUUGAUCUUUUGGAUCCACUAGGCACCGCUUUUUCCCCCUUGAUGUAAGCAAUAAUUAUUAUAUUUCUUUGUUCGAAUAUCAUAAACUCUGCGGCAGCUACCAUUUCAGUAGAGAGUCAGCGACGUUUGUGUCGCGUUACCUUGUUACAUUCUCUUGCAUCAAUGCCAACAGGAACUUUUCUUUUCGAUUUUGUCAGGCAUUACAACGAAAUAGAAUGAUGACAAUAUACUGCUUUUAAGUCCUACAUAAGCUAUCAAAUUACCCUAUAGACAUUUGUACAGCUACUUUUUGCACUCGUCUACCAAUCAACAUACGAUUGAAAAUCUUGCUUCUUUUUUUUUCAAAAGACGAAGAUUCUGUCGGUCAACUACCAAUCUUUAUUUGAUAUGAGAAGCGUUCGAUGUUGAUAAGCUUCGAGUGAUAUUUUCAGUGGUCGAUUAUUAUUUUGCAUAGAAUUAUAAUGUAAAAAAAGCAAGUCACAAACAUUUGAUAAAGUCCCUAGCAGUUUUGGUAUUUGUGUACCCACGCUUGGCUCUAUUGUUUCUCAUUUAUAGAUAGAGAUACAAAGGGAUUUAUUCGAAUGCUUUGCAUGACAUUAUACUAUACAUUGAGCCUAUUUAAUGGGUAACAUUAAUAUUUCUUUGUAUAAAGGGUAUUGUGUUGGCAAUGGUUUUUUCUUUUAAUUUUCUUUUUAUGUUUCUGAUAUUAAAAGGAGAACCCUAGUCUAAGCUUUCAUCAAUCAAUAUUUUGACUGAAUUUCUUUAAAGAGAAACCUGUAUUCUUUAUUUUCAUUUAUUUUAAAAAACACAAGAAUGAUACUUUUACCUAGUUUAGCAUUAAAAUUGAUCACGCCAAAAGUGAAAAUAAUCUGGCGAUGAAAAAUAAACACCAAUCCUGUUUUUAAAUUCUUCUACUUUAAUUUUCCAUUGUUGUUCCGCUUAAUUUAAUAAGAUUAUAGCAAAGAACUCAAUAUUAUAUAACAAGUCAGUAUUGAUUUUUUCUUCAUCCCCAGGUUGUUUUCAUUACAUUAAGUAUUUAAAAUAUAUCAAAAUGCUGGUUAUUUGAUUUUUUUGAACACCUUUCUAAUAUUUUUAUGGAAAAAGCGCUUUCGCAUGGAUUAUGCAAAAUGAUUGGGAUUUAUUAUGAAUCAUAGCGUAUACAUUGUCUCCCUUUGCAUAUUGCCAGAAUACUAAGAAGAUUAAAAUGCGACCACUAUUCAACAGACAAACAUUCCCUUUCAGAUGAUCUAUUUCAAGUCGAAAAUUUUCAUUAUUGGACUUUUGUGCCAUAUUUUACAACUUAAAUCUAAUGGUUUGAUAGCGACAAAUGUUGGACUUCAAACACAGAAAGGAAUAAUAUACGGACGGCAAACUCAAUCUUCGAUUGAAUAUUUAGGGUAAGAUGAUAAAAAGACAGUAUGAAGCAGGGGGACAUCUAUACUUUAGUCGGGUAAUCAAAUGUUAAUCCAGUGAAUUUAGAACCUAAUAGAAAUCCUGAAAUAAAUAUGCAUGUUUUUCACCCUCACUCUCACCCUAUAAUUCUGAAAAGUAAUCAACAUCUUUGAAUACUUCAUCAUAUAGAAUUCAAUAUGCAAAAGUCAGCAGAUGGAAACCUCCAAUUGAUCUUGCGUCGGAUACUUUUCCUAAUGGUACAUUUAAUGCAACUUCAUUUGGUCCAUGUUGUCCUCAACCAACUGUAAAAAUAUAUAUAGACAGACAAGAUGAACAAUGUUUGUAUCUAAAUAUUUUUACUCCAAUCAAUGUAUCAAAUCAAUCAUUAUUACCAGUUCUUGUCUGGAUUCAUGGUGGUGCUCUCCAUACUGGUUGUUCAUCACAAGGUAUUCCAACUGUAUAUAAUGGAACAAAUAUUAUCGCUAAUUCUCUUCAACCGGCUAUUAUCGUAACAAUUAAUUAUCGACUAAAUGUUCUAGCUGAUUUUUAUUUACCAGCUUUAGUUGAAGAAAAUUCACCAGACUGGCCAACAGCUGGUAAUUAUUAUUAUCUAGAUAUGUUAUCAGCAUUACGCUGGGUAAAUAAAAAUAUUCGCGAUUAUGGUGGCAAUCCAAAAAAUGUUUUAUUAUUUGGAGAAAGUUCUGGAGCUAAUGCUGUUGUUGACAUUGGUGCAUUAAAAGGAUCAGCCAAUCUUUAUCAACAUAUUAUAUCGGAAUCAGGUGGAGCUGGUCAUUAUAUAUAUUAUUCAAAUAUAAGUGAUGCCCUCCAAUUAUCAAAUAAGAUUGUGCAAAAGAUGAAUUGUACACGUGAAAAUAAUGCACUAAUUCUUGCGUGUUUACGUAAUUCUUCAAUUGAAGAUUUGCAUGCGGCCUACGGUCUUCGUCUGGGAAAACCAAUUAUUGAUGGAUAUUUUUUCCCUUAUCAUCCUCUUUUAGCAAUAAAAAAUGGUUUGUACAAUCCAAACAUUACAAUGAUUGUAGGGAACAAUGAACAAGAACCUUUAACGUGUCUUGAAAAUCCAGAUAUGAAUUCAACUGGGGCCAUUUCAGUGCUAAGUCAAACAAUACCACCACAGUGGUUACCAUCGGCCGUCAAUAAUUAUCAGCUAAAUAGUUGUUCUUCGAAUAGAAAUGCUAGGAAUCGUUGCUGUGAUGUUGUUCGCUUAUUAAUAAUAGAUAAAUUUUUUGAUUGUAAUGUUCAACGAAUGUACAAUAAUUUAUACAUGAAAUAUCAACAAUCGCACAAGCUAUAUUGGUAUCAUCUAGAUUGUAAUCCUGGGAUAUGUCCUGAAAUAUCAGUAGAAGAAGGUGCUGGUCAAUGUGCUCAUGUAGAUGAAAUUCCAUUCGUUUUUGGAACUGUCAGUUCCUAUAAUUCAAUGAAUUCUCACAAUUGUACAUGGGAUAGUCAAACACGAAGUUUUUCAAAUCAGAUCAUUUCACAUUGGAUCAGUAUGGCUCGAAAUGGAGAACCGUUACAAUCAUGGCCACAGUAUUCUCCAACGGCAAAAAAAUAUUUUAAAAUUACACCCUAUCAUGACUUUUCACCUGAACCAUGGUAUCGAGACUGUGCUUUAUUUGAUCAACUUGAAGAUGAACAAAUACGUAUUAUGUUUCCCAUAACUAGUAGUGUACUAUGUCACAGUAUAAGCAAUUUUCUCAUAUUUUCAGUUACUCUAUUUUACAUGGAAAGGAUGAUCGUCAAUUAA